AUGGAGGAUUUGAGGCAACAGCUCGAAAUGCUUCGACAGCAGGUCAGUGUCUUGGUCUCUCGAGAAAGACCUAUCGAGGCUGUGUCACGAACCCAAGAUCUCCCUGCAUCAGCCUGGAUGCGCUCACCCCAAUCAAAUCCGGAUGUCUCGGCCUCCUCCGCGUCGCCUGUGCAGCAGCUUCUGAUGAACCAGUCGCCCACCAACUCAAGAGAUCUUCAGCGAAAUGGCCCAAUGAACUCAAAAGCGUCCCAGCCAGCGGCGACUGGGCCUCUCUCGAUCACAGAUGUGACCGAUAGUUCCUUCAUUGAUCAGUCGAAUGCUGUCACAAACCAGACAUCUACUUCUGGAAAAUUGGCCGUUGCAUAUCAUCCUCUGCUCUCACUUUCACCGGCCGAGGCGAUGCGCCUGGUUGAUGUGUACGAAGACGAAUGCGGAUCUGUCUACCCUUUGAUUGACAUUGAACAUCUACGUCAUUUUGUAACCCAGUUCUAUGAUAGUGUCACUGCGUCGAGAAAACCUGCGACUUGGCGCACCUUUAAACUCGAUCAAUCCUCAAAACGACACUUCAAUACUUUGGAGAUCGUUAUGGCCAUCGCAUUGGUAAUCGAAGGCCGCGGUGCAACUGAUCUCAGCACGGCAUUGAUGGACGAACUAGAAGCCGAAAUUGACCAUCGCCCGUCUGGAGUUUCUGCCGAUAACCAUCUUGCAGAGAUUUUGACACUCAUGAGUUUCUACCAAUUUUAUCGCGAUGAAGAGGUUCUUGCAUGGCGCACGAUUGGACUGGCUGCAAGGAUUGCUCUAGAAAUAGGCUUGCACCUUCGCGACCCACCAUUCGCCACAUUCAAAAGUACCCAGGAACGAGAACUAGCAAAUCGACUUUUCUGGUGCAUCUAUUGUCUAGACAGGCGUUGGUCUUUUGGGACAGGGCUCCCCUUUGGUAUACAAGAGGAUGAUAUUGACCCUAGCCUCCUCGAGCCGGAAGAUUCACCGCCCUACCUAUUUACAAGCAUGAUAGCGCACUCAAGGAUUGGGUCGAAGAUACUCAAAGCCUUCUCUGGCUCUGAACACCUUGAACUACCUGGAAAGAGAGAGGAAACCGCUUUUCUCAAGUACCAGGUUCAGCAAUGGUAUAUUUCGCUGACCCCCGAGCUUCGGAUAGACCAGCACCAGGAACUUGUUCUCGCAGACCUUUCUCCCGCCCGCAACAGACUUCGAAUUCUAAACUGUCUCCGAAAGAACCAAUUACUGAUGAUGAUCCACAGAAGGUCCCUGUUCGCAGAAACGUCCAUCGUUGCAGACCCCCAGGCAGCCAGGACAGCCGUUGAUCUAGCUAAAAGCACCAUAAAUUUACUAGAUCGGUUGGGCAAGACUUCCGAAAUCUACAACUGCCACGCAGCUUGCUUCAACUACUUUCUCUAUUCCGCCUUGAUUGUGAUCUUGCUUGCCGCCUAUCAUGCAAAAGCUCAAUUCCAUGAGUACUGUCGCAUGGAGCUCCACCUGGCCCUCAAUCUGAUUGGAGGGAUCUCGUCAAAAUCAAACAUCGCUAGAAAGCUGUGGAAGAUAAUCAAACACCUCAAAGUCACAAUACCUGAUACAGGUAUCCUUAAUUACAUGGAGACGCAGCAAGAAAAUCCUGGGCAGGAGCGAAACACUCUCAUUCAGGAGAACCCAACAGCAAGUGCUCACCAAAGCGAGCUGUUUAACACCACGAACAUGCAUGUGGGACGGGGUUCGACCACCGCAGCGGAGCUAGACGGAACCAGAAAUUCGAUUGCAUACGUCGAACCCGAUUUCUACUCAGACGACUACGCCGUGGAUGGUAGUAUGCUCAGUUCGGAACUUUCAGAUCUCUUUCACGCCAUUGACCCGACAAGAUCCGGUCAGACGCCACUGCAGUUGUUCGAACAGCAGAAUCCCUCCCAGCCUUCCACGUUUCAUAUGUCUCAACCAUUUCCGAAGGAUAUCAGGACUGUGUUCUAG
This is a messenger RNA of Exophiala aquamarina CBS 119918, 1980 nucleotides long. RefSeq lists its product as uncharacterized. Gene Ontology annotation, cellular component: nucleus. The transcript is spliced from 3 exons. The record is from RefSeq and is a predicted model, not a curated record. The coding region runs from base 1 to 1980 and encodes 659 amino acids. Gene Ontology annotation, biological process: DNA-templated transcription; positive regulation of transcription from RNA polymerase II promoter by galactose. Gene Ontology annotation, molecular function: zinc ion binding; RNA polymerase II cis-regulatory region sequence-specific DNA binding; DNA-binding transcription factor activity, RNA polymerase II-specific. NCBI's taxonomy places the organism in Eukaryota, Fungi, Ascomycota, Eurotiomycetes, Chaetothyriales, Herpotrichiellaceae.